GUGUUUGAGUCAAGCAUUGAUUGCAUUGAAUGAGUGGUCGAAACACUGAAACAGUUUUAUUUGCGUACAAAACGAGCGAAACGUAUAUUUACUGUGAGUUCGACUCAAAGACAACACAAAUUGUUGACUCAUUUCUAUUGAUUUCAAACCAAACGUUUGAUUGAAUACCAGAUUUAAGCGUCCGAUCGAUCGCUGCUCACCACUGAACUGAUCCAGUGAUCCACUUGUCAUCAACGAUGCCCAACAUUAAGCUGCAGAGCAGUGACGGAGAGGUGUUUGAUGUGGACGUAGAGAUCGCCAAACUGUCGGUCACUAUAAAGACAAUGUUAGAGGACUUGGGAAUGGAUGAGGAGGACGAAGAGGUGGUGCCGCUGCCGAACGUGAACUCAACGAUACUGAAGAAAGUGAUCCAAUGGGCGACCUAUCAUAAGGACGACCCGCCGACGCCCGACGACGACGAGAACAAAGAGAAGCGCACCGACGAUAUCAGCAGUUGGGACGCGGACUUCCUCAAAGUGGACCAGGGCACUCUCUUCGAGCUGAUCCUCGCCGCCAACUACCUCGACAUCAAAGGUCUGUUGGACGUGACGUGUAAGACAGUGGCCAAUAUGAUCAAAGGUAAGACUCCCGAAGAGAUCCGCAAGACGUUCAACAUUAAGAACGACUUCAACCCUCAAGAGGAAGAACAGGUCCGCAAAAAGACUCCCGAAGAGAUCCGCAAGACGUUCAACAUUAAGAACGACUUCAACCCUCAAGAGGAAGAACAGGUCCGCAAAGAGAACGAGUGGUGCGAAGAGAAGUAG
This is a messenger RNA of Medioppia subpectinata, 803 nucleotides long. NCBI's taxonomy places the organism in Eukaryota, Metazoa, Arthropoda, Arachnida, Sarcoptiformes, Oppiidae. The record is from the annotation of a GenBank genome assembly.